Molecule: messenger RNA, 6254 nt
Organism: Scylla paramamosain (green mud crab)
Lineage: Eukaryota; Metazoa; Arthropoda; Malacostraca; Decapoda; Portunidae
Product: ankyrin-2-like
Exons: 10
Coding region: 466-5001 (1511 amino acids)
Molecular function (GO): protein binding
Source: RefSeq, a predicted model, not a curated record
CAGCUGUGGCAGGGUUAACAGCACCUCAUUUUUACUACCAUUGUACACUUUAUGGUGCGAGGAUAGACUGCUAUAUUUCCAUCGUGUCUAUCAUAGGUAUCUUUGUUUCAUCCAUAACAGUUGUGUUUUCAUGUUAAUUAAGAUGUGUAUCAAUAUUAACUACGCUGCAACUCACUGAGACACAUCCAGCAGCUCCCUCUUCUCCGCAUCAGUAGAGUGUAGACAGACACAGAUGCCAGUCUUGUGGUCCUACCGUCUCAUAGACAAAGUUCUCACACUUACAACACACAAGGAUUAUAGAGUUGACACGUUACCCGCGACUGAGUUCUCUCUCAGUAUAUUGUGUAAAAGCCUUUGUUUCACCUCAUACCCUGUCGCACUGAUCGAGUGAAGGCUGCCAGACACCCCCCUGCUGCACCCCCAGACCACGGUUACGUCAGAACAACUCUCGUCCCUCAUCCCGCUAUGGCGUCCAGCCAAUCUGACGAUAUGGAAGAAAUGAUUGAAGCAAUAAUGAGACACCAACCAACAGCGGAAUUGGUAACUGCUGUGAAUGAAGGAGAUGAGGCUGGGAUGAGGUUGGCACUCGACAUGGGUGCUCUCCCAGAGGUCAUUGUCCCUAUUUCUGCUGGAACGUACGCAAGUCUGGUGAAUAUAGCUGCCUGCGAGGGCCACGACCACCUGCUGCCUCACUUACUGCAGGCGGGGCUAAGCAUCGAAGGUGGAGGCACGACUGACAUGACACCGUUGAUGGUGGCUGCAGGGCAUGGCCACACCCAGACAGUGAAGGCGCUGCUGGACCUCGGGGCGAACCAUCUGGCCACAGAUAGUAAGGGAUGGACAGCCCUCCACUUUGCUGCAGGGCAGGGCCACCAGCAGUGUGUGGCAGCCCUCAUGACCAUCACCCCUCCCACUCCCGCACACCUCGAGGCACACACCCCAGUGCACAGCGCUAGUUACAAUGGCCACGUAGAGGUACUGGAGCAGCUGUCGGGUGCUGGCUGGGCCCUCUCUUCCAGGGACAGAUAUGGCGGCACACCCCUGCUCUAUGCUGCUGUUGGGGGAUAUGUAGCAGCUGUGCAGUGGCUGGUGCAGCGAGGCUGUGACCCGCGCGUGCAAGCCAAGGAUGGACUGACCCCGCUGGAGGCGGCUGUGCAGUGCGGCAGCCAUGAAGUGGAGACCUGGCUGGCCAAUAAUGGCGGCGGUAUUUUGAGGAGCGAAAUUCUGCGUGAGGAGGAAGUGAAACUGGCCACUGCUGUGGAGAAAGGAGAUGAGGCAGGAGUGAGGUCGGCCCUCUCCAUGGGAGCCCGCCUUGAUAUCACCGUCCCCACUACUCUAGGGGCAUUUUGGAGUCUGGUGAGUUCAGCUGCCAGCAAAGGCCACGACCACCUAUUGCCUCACUUACUGCAGUCGGGACUAAGCAUUGAAGGUCGAGGCACCACUGACAGGACACCGCUGAUGGUAGCUGCCGUGCAUGGCCACACCCAAACGGUUAAGACGCUGUUAGCCCACGGCGCGAAUCCUCUGGCAACGGAUGGUAAAGGAUGGACAGCCCUCCACUUUGCUGCAAGGUGGGGCCACCAGCAAUGUGUGGAAGCCCUCAUGCACGUCAUCCCUCCCACCCCUACACACCUCGAGGCACACACUCCGAUGCACACCGCCAGUUACCAUGGUCACGUGGAGGUAUUGAAGCAGUUAGCGGGUGUUGGCUGGUCUCUCUCCGCCAGGGACAAUCAUGGCGAGACACCCCUGCGCUGUGCUGCAGCGGGGGGAUAUGUAACAGCUGUGGAGUGGCUGGUGCAGCAAGGUGCUGACCGGCGCGUCCAAGACAAGGCUGGAUUCACCCCACUGGAGGUGGCCAUGCAAUUUGGUCGCUACGAGGUGGAAACCUGGCUAGCCAAGAAUGGCGGCGGUGUUGUGAGGAGUGACAUUCUGCUUGUGGAGGAAGUGAGGGAGUGGCAGGGUGUGCAUGAAGACAAUCACAACACAGUCUUGUCCUGGCUUGUAGCGGGCAACACGGCGAUGAUGCGCAACAUCCCAGAGCUCUGUGACGGUCACGCGCUGAGCCAGCAAGGCCUGACGCCCCUCCACGCCGCGGCGCUUUCCGGGGUUCCCAUUAGUGCUGUGGAGGCUUUUUUGGGACGUGGCAUAAGCCCUCAUGUGAUCACCCCUGACAAUAUGACCCCUGUUGACCUGGCAAGGCAGGAAGGCCAUGACCAAGUGAUUGACGGACUACAGUGCCACCAUUGUGAAAAGAGCGGCAAGCCCCCGGAGGACCUGUACAUGGAGCUGCUCUCAACAAUUAGUCACGGGGACAAAGUACAAGCGGUGUCUGACCUUCUGUGUAAGGGCGCCCCCAUAGAGCCCCUGGGUGGCCGCUCCGUCCUUAGACUGGCUGUCACCACCGACCGUGCACACACCGUCAGCCUGCUACUGGCUAGUGGUGCGUCGCUGCCCACCAGCCUGCUGCAGGAGGCUUGGCAGAGCCCCGACGUGACCCACAGGGUGCUGGCCUCCCUCACCACCGCUUACUGCUGUCGGCUGCGUGCAGAGCAGCGUCGCCUGGAAAAGGUCAGCGGCGCCCUUGUAGAGGGCAUCAACAAUCUGGUGAAAACCAUUGAGGGAAAUACACCCUGGCAGGCAGCCUGGCGAUGGGGAAAAGAGACUGACCGGCCAGCACUGAGCGACCUCCUGGCAAAGGCCGCGGCUGCCAACUGCCCCGUGACUGCCGCCUUUCUGCAGAGGGCAGGAGCGUGGCCCAUCUUCAACGGAGCCUCGGGUGGCACUGCCCUCCACGCCGCCCUGGAAGCAGGCCACCAGGGCAUGGCCGAGUUGGUGAUCAGGGACCUCGGGGGCUGCCCGUAUGUGCCGGACAUACACGGUCGCCUGCCAAUGCACAUGAUGCCCGACGAGGAGCAGCAGAGGCUAAAGCAGAAGCUCUUUAAGGAGGAGCGUGUAAAACUGAAGGAUAUGGAGCUUCGCUUGAAGGCAGAUCACGACAAGACCGCAGCACGGACAGCGCUGCGUAUACAGAAGGAUCUUUUUGAGAGUAACAAGGGCGAGGGUAAGAAUGUCUCCUUACCUGAUGGCCGCGCCGCCCUACUGCUGGCCUCGCGCAAAGGUCUCCUGCAGCUGAUUCAUCUUAUACUCCACGAGGGUCACUUCCCCGUGAACGAGGUGCUGGACGACACCUGCGGCACAACCGCUCUUCACCAGGCGGCCUCGCACGGCCAGGACAGCUGUGUGGCGCUGCUACUGAGCGCCGGCGCCAGCACACAACAGCGUGACACUUACGGCCAGACGCCCCGCCACCUGGCCGCCAUGUUUGGCCACAAAAGUACUUUUGAACUCCUGGCACACCGAGAUAUGCAGGACCCUCCUUGCCGUGCAGGCACCACAGCUGCACAGGUAAAAGAAAAUUUCAAAAUCUAUCACAAUAUGUAUUAUAAGUACAACAGGAAAUUAUUAUCACAGUUCAACCGUCAUGACUCCGAUAGCGUCACGAGAAAUCUUGUGAAAUCCAUAGGCCUGUCAGAGAUGCAGAAGGAGGCUCAGCGGGUGACCGUGGAUCUAUCAAAGGGCGAAGCCCUUGAGGUAAAGGAGACGGUUAUGGCGGAAAUAAACAUCAUCAUGAAUAAGGUAUCAGUUGCUGAUCCCACCUACCGAGGUGACCUGAGGCUGGCAGGCAGCUCUCGGGAUGGCUCUAAGCUGUACGCCCCUGAUGAAUUUGACGUGAACCUCGUCGUUCAAGAUGACAACGUAAAAUUUAAUAUCAUUAAGAGACCAGAGCAGGAAGCCCCACUGAAGGGCAAGUUACAGAUAUCAAUUAAGACUGACCAAAAACAAACCCACCUUGAGGGAAAUAGAUUCAUGGCCAAUCUGUAUAAGGAGGUGCACCGCUGCCUCGCUGGCCAUACCCUUCAAGAUGAAAGAAUGAGCCUGGUGCCGCCGGGCCUGACCAGCACGCAAGUGGGCGUGGGACUCUCCCUGGCCUGGCAGGGGCGAAAGUAUCCACUACUGCUGGUCGGCGUGGACCUGGUGCCGGUGCUGGAGGUGCCAUGGUUGGAAAAAGUUCCCAGACCUUUCCUCACUCCCAAGGACACCACCACCAUGCAGCUCAGUAAUGCUGCGGACUGCACAUGGCGGUGUAGCUUUGCCUUGACAGAGGCAAAGGUGCUGGGAACGUUGAGUCCCGCGGAGCGCCAGGUACAGCUGAUGGGAAAGGUACUUCUUUCCCGCCUCAAAGCCGAGCCCUGGAUGCCUAGGCACAAAAAGAGCUUUUUCAAAUGGUUUGCCACACGGGAGUGGAAGAUCGUGGUGCCGAGUGGGUUCUGCUUCAAGAACGCGCUCUUUCGGUGGCUGGAGAAUAGGCGAUGGAGGGAGAAGGAGCUCGGGGUUGGAAAAGAAGGGGACCAUGCUAAGGAGUUGGGGGCUGGACAGGAGGGAGAGCACACCAAGGAGUUGGGGGCUGGACAGGAAGGGGACCACGCCAAGGAGUUGGGGGCUGGACAGGAGGGGGAGCACACCAUGGAGUUGGAGGCUGGACAGGAGUGGGACUAUGUCAAGAAGUUGGGGGCUGGGCGGAAGGGAGACCACGCCAAGGAGAUGAGGGCUGGGCAGAAGAGGGACCACGCCAAGGAGCUGGGGGCUGGAUGGGAGGGGGACCACUCCAAGGAGUUGGGGGCUGGACAGGGGGGGGACCACGCCAAGUUGUUGAGUGCUGGGAAGGAGGGGGGCCACACCAAGAAGUUUGGAGCUGGGAAGGAUGGGGACCCUGCCAAAUGGCUGGUGGAGGUGUUUAGACUGAUUUGUGCAAACCCAGAGGAGUCACGAGAGAACCUGACAACUCAGAACAGCCCUGCCUACUUUGGAGGAGACUGUGAGGGGCGGAAACCUGGGUGCGGGGCGCCUGUCAUCGUGCAGUGUCUGGAGGAGGGUUUGGAAAAGUGUUCUGGCUCGGAUUCAGCCAAGACAGCCAGGCCGCGGCGACGAAAGUAUUAGAUGCAGAAGAUGCAGCUCGUGUAAUCAUAAGCAGUGAGCUUUGCUACGCAUCGUAAGGCCCCGACACACAGGAAAACGAGUGUUCGAUGCUCGCUUUUCAGAUUCAGUAGUUUAUUUAGCUAAAUUAUAGAUUUUUAUGGGGCGAGCCUAGUGGGAAAAAAAAAUUAAUAGGCUUACAUCUGUGUAUACUUGUUGGCUCCUAUCCAACCUACAGGUUGGAUGAUGUAAUACUACAAGAUGAGUAAAAUGCCACAUACAUAUUGCCAUUAAAUAGUAGAGUAUAAGAUAAUAGCCAACUUGCAUGUUGUAUGGUGAAACAGGUUCUAGAUAUAUUUCUGAAUUAUUUGAUAAUAGACUUAUAAGUUUUUGUUAUUGAAUUCCAAACGUCAGUGACAUUAAGAUAUCAAAUAUUUUGUAUAGGUUUAUUAAGGCAGUGUAUGAUCUGGGUGUGUAUAAAUCACCUUGGCUUGAUAAUAUAAUUACAUGCAAGUUAUUAAAUCUUUAUGGAAUGUCACAUUUGUACAACCAAGUACCAAAUGUAAAUGGUAAUUGGUUAAACCAAACUUUUAAGUUAAGGACUUCUAAUAUUUAUUGGCAGAGAUCGUUUAAAGAAAUUUAUUACAACCCAACAUUUCUUAAUCAUAGGAUGAUGACAAUGGAGAGAAAAUUACAGAACUCUUAAUCUGUUUUCCCUAAACAACACUUAAUUGCCAAAAGUAUGUUCAAGUGUGCAAAUCAUAAGCUGCCCAUCGUAUGAGGUUGGUAUAGGAUUGUAAGUGUAGAAAAGUGGAUCUGUUGUUUAUGUGAUCUUAAUGAUAUAUGUGAUUAAACUCAUUAUUUAUUCAAAUGUCAUUUUUUCAUAAUUAUCAGAAAAAAUAAAUUAAGAAAUAUUGCUAUACUAAGGAAAUACAAUAAAAAUAGAGGAAUUAUUUGGAUCGAUAAUAGUGAGUGUGUUGUUGAAUUUGUUAAGUUCACCAAAGAAAUAAGUUAUUAAAAAAAAUAAAAAAAAAAACUCAUAAGAAGUAAUUGUUACCUCAUAAGUAAUGUCUGUAUUUAGUAUGUGCAGUAUUACAGUUUGUCCUCUCAUAACCUGCUUGGGGUCGCCAGAAUUCAAUAAACCUUUCAAACCUCUCAAACAAACAUCACAUAUUCGCAAACUUGUUUAUGUAAAUAAAUCAUUGCCUUGUUUUUUUCCAUGAACACAAAACUAUUCCUCUGUAUUAUGAAAAGUGUUACGUAAACCAAAGACAAGA